AUGAGUAGUGUAGAUGGCUCCGAUGAUGAACAACAAGAUGAUCUCGAACAAGCUGAAAUUGAUGAGGAAUUAAACGAAGAUGACACCCAAGAAAUCGAACAAACUAUUGAAGGUGACAACGAAGAUGAAACCGAAGAAAUACAACAUUCGGAAAAUGAACAAGAAGAUGACAAAAAUGAAGAUGAAGAGGAUGAGGAAGAAAUUGAUGAAGAACAGCAACCAGAUGAUCAGGAAGAGAAGAAAGAGCAUGAUGUCGAUUUGGCUAAUCCGUUAGACGAGGAUUCAUUAGAAGCGGGACUGGAGGCAGCUCAAAAUCUUACUCAAGAAGAUGUGUUUGGUGAUGAUUUGGAUGAUUUAAGUGAAGAUGAAGGUGGUGUUCGGCGAAAAAAACAACGUGUUGAUGCUUCACAAGAUCAAACGAAUGGUAAUUUGCUUACGGAUGAUAUAUUAGGGGAUGAAGAUGAACUUGCAGAAGAAAAGGACGAAGAAGAACAAGUGAUUGUUGAUACACCAGCGAUAACGUGUGACCUUGGUCGCGAAAUACAUCUAGUUAAAUUACCAAGUUUUAUGAAUGUUGAACCUAGACCGUUUGAUCCACAGUAUUUUAAUGAAGAAAUUCGAGACGAUGAUGAUGAAGAAAAUAAAGCUCGACUAAAAUUAAAACUCGAGAAUACGAUAAGAUGGCGUUUUAAUACAAAUGAAAAUGGAGAACUGACACGUGAAAGUAAUACAAGACUUGUUCGAUGGUCAGAUGGAAGCUUAUCAUUACAUUUAGGCAAUGAAAUAUUUGAUGUAUAUAAAACAAACAUUGAAGGUGAUCACAAUCAUUUAUUUGUUCGACAUCAAAAAAGUAUGCAAGGACAAGCAGUAUUUAGAACAAAAUUAUCAUUCAGACAUCAUUCGCAAGAUUCAUUUGACUCACAUUUGAAAAUAAAAUUCGCUAGUAAAGCGAAUCCAGCACCAAAAGUUCGCGUAUUAUCAAAUCCUAAAACACCAAUUGCAAACAGUAUUGAGAUGAUUCGAAAAGAAGAACAACGUAUGAGAUCAGAAGAACGACGCCGAAAUCAUCAAUUACGUCAGAGAGAACGUGC
This is a messenger RNA of Didymodactylos carnosus, 1091 nucleotides long. The record is from the annotation of a GenBank genome assembly. Lineage: Eukaryota; Metazoa; Rotifera; Eurotatoria; Philodinida; Philodinidae.